AUGCCCAAGGCCGGACCAGGAAAAAAAGGGGGCGUGCGACACGACCCGCUGCAUGUGCAGCUUGAUGCGGACGCGUCGCUUCGGCGUUUUGGGCGGGUCAGCGCGCCGGAGAAACGGAAGAAGAGGCGGGAUACGGGGAGUGAUGACGAGCAGCGGCCCGAGGACGCGCGCAUGUCGCGCAAGAUUCUCGAUCUCGCGCGCGAGCAGGCGGACGAGGUGGGGCGCGAGAUGGGGGACGGCGACAAGUGGGACGACGACGAUGAGCCUAGCGUGCCAGCAGGGCGGGGGCGGGUUAUGAGCAGCGACCUGGAGAGCGAUGAUGAGUUUGGCGGCGACGUCAGCGGUAGUGAGGAGGAGGCCGAGCUGCACAUCGACCCCCAGGACCACGCGACCCUCGACGCGCUCAACCCCAACAGGCCUGAGGAGGGGGGACAGACGCUCGCCGACAUUAUCUUUGCCAAGAUGGCGGCUGGGCCGGUUGUCGACGACGGGCCGCCUGACCCGAAGCAGGGACUCAGCGACAAGGUCAUUGAGGUGUACACAAAGGUCGGCUUCCUGCUCUCGCGCUACAAAUCUGGACCGCUGCCCAAGGCGCUUAAGAUCCUGCCAUCGCAGUCGAACUGGGCGCAGCUCGUGGCCUUGACCGAGCCGACAAACUGGACGCCGCACGCGACCUACGCCUGCACCAAGAUCUUCGUGUCCAACCUCAAGCCCACUGAGGCGCGUGUUUUCCUCGAGGGUGUGCUGCUCGAGCGUGUACGCGACAACAUUCGUGACGACGGCAAGCUCAGCGUACACCUGUACGAGGCGCUCAAGAAGGCGUUGUACAAGCCCGCCGCGUUCUUCAAGGGCGUCCUCUUCCCGCUCUGUGAGAGCGCGUGCUCGCUCAAGGAGGCUGCCAUCGUCGGCAGUGUGCUCACAAAGGUGUCUGUGCCCGUCCUCCACUCUGCCGCAGCGCUCAUGCGCCUCGCGAGCAUGGACUACUCGGGCCCUAACAGCUUGUUCAUCCGCAUCCUCCUCGACAAGAAGUAUGCGCUGCCGUACAAGGUCGUCGACGCGCUUGUCUUCCACUACAUCCGCCUCGCUAACUCGCCGCGGUCCAAGGACGGCGAGGACAAGCUCCCGGUUCUCUGGCACCAGAGCUUGCUCGUGUUCGUGCAGCGCUACGGCUCCGACCUCACUGCCGACCAGAAGGACGCAUUGCUCGACGUGAUCCGCGUCCGUCCCCACCCUACUAUUUCGGCUGAGAUUCGCCGCGAGAUUGUCGCCAGCGUCGAGCGCGGUGCGCCGCGUCCAGACGAGGAUGUGGUGAUGGGUUAG
Messenger RNA from Cutaneotrichosporon cavernicola, 1320 nucleotides. RefSeq lists its product as uncharacterized. The record is from RefSeq and is a predicted model, not a curated record. NCBI's taxonomy places the organism in Eukaryota, Fungi, Basidiomycota, Tremellomycetes, Trichosporonales, Trichosporonaceae. Bases 1 to 1320 code for a protein of 439 amino acids. The transcript has 3 exons. Gene Ontology annotation, biological process: rRNA processing. Gene Ontology annotation, cellular component: cytoplasm; preribosome, small subunit precursor; nucleolus. Gene Ontology annotation, molecular function: snoRNA binding.